Spodoptera littoralis (African cotton leafworm) is the source of this 1236-nucleotide messenger RNA. The record is from the annotation of a GenBank genome assembly. NCBI's taxonomy places the organism in Eukaryota, Metazoa, Arthropoda, Insecta, Lepidoptera, Noctuidae.
AUGGGUCGGAAGAAAAUACAAAUAUCCCGGAUUACGGACGAACGGAAUCGGCAGGUCACUUUCAAUAAGCGUAAAUUUGGUGUAAUGAAGAAAGCGUAUGAGCUUAGCGUACUAUGUGACUGCGAGAUCGCUCUCAUCAUCUUCAGCUCCAACAACAAACUCUAUCAAUACGCCAGCACUGAUAUGGACAAGGUUCUCUUGAAAUACACGGAAUACAACGAACCCCACGAGUCACUGACAAACCGCAACAUCAUCGAGGCACUAACGAAGAAAGAGCAUAAGAACGGAGUGAUGUCACCGGACAGCCCGGAGGCGGAGCCCGAAUACAACCUGACACCGAGGACCGAGGCGAAGUACUCAAAGAUUGACGAGGAAUUCCAAAUGAUGAUGCAAAGGAACCAAUUGAAUGGGAGCCGAGUUGGAGUGGGAGUGGCUGGUAGCAACUACAACCUGCCAGUCAGCGUCCCAGUUGGCAACUACGAUCAAACACUACUUCAAGCUAGUCCACAAAUGCACACUUCUAUCAGUCCACGGCCAUCGUCUUCGGAAACCGAUUCAGUAUACCCAAGCGGCGGAAUGCUAGAGAUGUCAAACGGCUACCCAGGUUCAGGAUCUCCACUAGAUGCAGGUUGCACGCCGUCGCCCUCGCCGGGCCCGGCACCGUCACCUCACCGGCACGGACACAAGUCUCAUGGACAUGCACCACCGCCGCAUCACUCGCCGCGGCACAACAACUUGCGCGUCGUCAUACCCAGCUCAAUGCCACCACCACAGGAUGACAUAUCUUACGCUGGAGAGACACCACUCGGCUACUCAGGACUCGGCAAUUUCGGACCACAAGAUUUCAGCAUCAACUCGGACAUGGGCAUCGGACUGACGUGGGGCGCGCAUCAGCUCCAGACGCUACAGCACAACAGGUACAUUAGCAGCCUGCCAGUAUUGGGCGGGGGUGGAACGCCACCACCAGCGGCAUCGCCAAGCAACGUGAAGAUCAAAGCAGAACCGGUGUCGCCACCUCGUGCGCCUGACCAUCUCCACCGCGCGCCGCCACCACAACCAGCUCCGCAACCCGCGCAUCUCUCUGGCGUCAUUGAUGUGUAUCGGCACGUUGCAGGUUCAGUGUCUUCGAGCAACAUGGGCUCGCCGGCCGGGCAAGACAUGCGGCACUCGGCCGUGCCACUGGACUAUGAGCAGCCGCACACGAAGCGGCCGCGGAUCGAGGGUUGGGCCACAUAG